UUCCUUUCAUCCAAAAAACCAAUCAACGAAGAUAAAUAAAGAAGAAAGAAAACUUGGAUUCAAUGGAUACAAGUUCUGGGGACAAGUCUUUUACUAUUGACCUUAACACAAACCCUUCACUACAGACCAUCAAUAGAAUUCCGCAUGAGAUGUUGGAUGAAGAGUUGAUUAGGAUGAAAGAGGAGAAUAAGAAGCUAACAACAAUGCUAACAACUUUGUGUGAGAACUACAAAUCCAUGCAUACUCACCUAAUUGAAUUGCUGCAAAAGCACAACUCGGUGGAGGACAAUUCCAAAUUAUUAUCAAGAAAAAGAAAGGCUGAAGAUGAUCACUACUGUUGUGCUAAUUCAGAAGAAGCAUCACCUAAGAGGCCAAGGGAAAUCAGAACCAAUGUAUCAACUGUUUGUGUAAAAACUACUCCCUCCGAUCAAAGUGCAGUGGUUAAAGAUGGAUAUCACUGGAGAAAGUAUGGUCAAAAAGUGACAAGAGAUAAUCCUUCACCUAGAGCCUACUAUAAGUGUUCUUUUGCGCCAUCAUGCCCAGUCAAGAAGAAGGUGCAAAGAAGUGUUGAAGAUCCAUCAGUUUUAGUAGCUACAUAUGAGGGGGAGCACAACCAUCCUCUUCCAUCCCAAGCUCAAGUUACAGUGCCAUUAAUUAACCAAAAUGUUACAACAUAUCUGAACAAAUUCAUGGAAGACAUAGACACAACUUCACUGCAGCAAGAUUUAGUCGCACAAAUGGCGCAUUCCUUGACCACGAACCCUAGUUUCACGGCUGCAGUUGCUGCAGCCAUCUCUGGGAAUUUUUUUGAAUAUGAUUAUUAAUUAGCUUUCUGAUGAAGCAAAUUACAGUUACUAAAACGGUUUGUGUGUUUCUAUUGAGAUUCAAAUGAACCUCAUGUGAAUUUGCCAUAUAUUUUGAAUGGGUGUUCCUUUGCUAUAAUAACUGUUUGUUAGCUCAUGUGUUUUCCGAA
This is a messenger RNA of Nicotiana attenuata, 973 nucleotides long. Its product is annotated as probable WRKY transcription factor 40. The coding region runs from base 63 to 824 and encodes 253 amino acids. The transcript is spliced from 4 exons. Gene Ontology annotation, molecular function: sequence-specific DNA binding; DNA-binding transcription factor activity. The record is from RefSeq and is a predicted model, not a curated record. Lineage: Eukaryota; Viridiplantae; Streptophyta; Magnoliopsida; Solanales; Solanaceae. Gene Ontology annotation, biological process: regulation of DNA-templated transcription.